UUCCAGGCCCAGCGUCUGAACCAGGGAGUGCAACUCUCGGACUGGCCCCCUCGCCAAAUGGGGUGCGGCCGGGGGGGAAAUAACAGCUCAGAACCAGUAGUCGUGGACCCGGAGAGGGAGAAGGGGGCUGACGGUCCUCUCCCAGGUAGAGGCUCUGCUGCCUCCUCUCGUGUAGUCAGGGUGCGAACCCACUCCCGCCUCAGCGGCGGGCCCCGCGAUUGGCAUCCCCCACCCAGAGAGGCUGCGCCUGGCUGGAAGCAGGCAACCUUCGGGACAGGAGACAGGGUCAUGUGACCCUUUUCCCAGGGACAGGGGCCAUUCUAGCCGUUGCUCCUCUAUGAUACAAAGGGACCGGGUGGGUUCCCUCUCGCCUGUAGCUGGAGGACUGUGUCUCCUCCUUGUCUGUCGGGGCGGAGGAAGAUGGCGGCUGUGGUGAGGCAGGAGCUGGCCCAGCUAAUGAAUUCCAGCGGCUCUCACAAGGACCUGGCGGGGAAAUAUCGUCAGAUAUUGGAAAAAGCAAUUCAGCUAUCAGGAGUGGAACAACUAGAAGCCUUGAAAGCUUUUGUAGAAGCAAUGGUAAAUGAGAAUGUCAGUCUAGUGAUCUCACGUCAAUUGCUGACAGAUUUCUGUACGCAUCUCCCAAAUCUUCCCGAUAGCACAGCCAAAGAAAUCUAUCACUUUACCUUGGAAAAGAUACAGCCUAGAGUAAUUUCAUUCGAAGAACAGGUUGCUUCUAUAAGGCAGCAUCUUGCAUCAAUUUAUGAGAAAGAAGAAGACUGGAGAAAUGCAGCACAAGUGUUGGUCGGGAUUCCUUUGGAAACAGGACAAAAACAAUACAAUGUGGAUUAUAAAUUGGAGACUUACCUGAAAAUUGCCAGACUGUAUCUGGAAGAUGAUGACCCAGUUCAGGCGGAGGCUUAUAUUAACCGAGCUUCUCUGCUUCAGAAUGAAUCAACCAAUGAACAGCUACAGAUACAUUAUAAGAUGUGCUACGCUCGUGUCCUUGAUUACAGAAGGAAGUUCAUUGAAGCUGCCCAAAGGUACAAUGAGCUCUCUUACAAGAGCAUAGUCCAUGAAACUGAGAGACUAGAGGCAUUGAAGCAUGCUUUGCAUUGUACUAUCCUAGCAUCAGCAGGACAGCAGCGCUCUCGCAUGUUAGCCACUCUUUUCAAGGAUGAAAGGUGUCAGCAGCUUGCAGCCUACGGGAUCUUGGAGAAAAUGUAUCUGGACAGGAUUAUCCGAGGGAAUCAGCUGCAAGAGUUUGCUGCCAUGCUCAUGCCACACCAGAAGGCAACUACAGCUGAUGGGUCCAGUAUCUUGGACAGAGCUGUUAUUGAACACAACUUGUUAUCUGCAAGCAAACUAUACAACAAUAUUACUUUUGAAGAACUUGGAGCACUAUUAGAGAUCCCUGCAGCCAAGGCAGAAAAGAUAGCUUCUCAGAUGAUAACAGAGGGUCGAAUGAAUGGAUUCAUCGAUCAAAUUGAUGGAAUAGUUCAUUUUGAAACGCGUGAAGCUCUGCCAACAUGGGACAAACAGAUUCAGUCACUAUGUUUCCAAGUUAACAACCUUCUGGAGAAGAUUAGUCAGACAGUACCAGAAUGGACAGCUCAGGCAAUGGAAGCUCAGAUGGCUCAGUAAACCUAUACUUAGUCUUUUGACUGUAAUCUCCUUCUGUGCUGUACAGAUGAAAUCUACUAGGACUAUGAAAUGAUCACCUGAAAAUUAUAGCAAUAUACAGUCUUAUAUAAAACCCUGAAGUUUUGUCAGAAUACUCAAUAUGGUAUCACUGCAUGAGAAAUAUGCUUUGCUGUUUUGAAAGUUGUGGUGUAAAAGUACAGGAAGAAGUAAAAUCUUAAGAUUUGUGCAGCACAUACUGUUUCCUAAAUUGUGGACUCAUCACUUUCCAUUGGUGGUUGUGAAAAUAAGUGCCAUGUUCCUGUGAGUUAUGGUUAUUCCAAUAAAGGCAGGAAUGAGCCAAUUAGAUUCAACCUA
Molecule: messenger RNA, 1995 nt
Organism: Chelonoidis abingdonii (Abingdon island giant tortoise)
Lineage: Eukaryota; Metazoa; Chordata; Testudines; Testudinidae
Gene: COPS4
Product: COP9 signalosome subunit 4
Cellular component (GO): COP9 signalosome; cytosol
Source: RefSeq, a predicted model, not a curated record